AUCAGAAUGCCCAGCUCUACAAGCACUAGCCCCCACUCUUCCCCAUUACUCUGAAAAAAAAAAAAACGUUUUUUCUUUGUUUUUCCAGCACCAUGGGAAUUGAACUCGAAACGUUAAAGAGCUUAGCCGGCGGUUGGUCUAGCGUUUCUGCUAGACGUUGUGACUCCUGCAAAACGGCACCUGCUGCUGCGUUUUGCCGUGCUGACUCGGCUUACCUUUGCCUUAACUGCGAUUCCAAGAUCCACGGCGCCAAUAAGCUCGUUUCUAGACACGAGCGCGUUUGGAUGUGUGAGGUUUGUGAGCAAGCACCUGCUGCCGUCACUUGCAAAGCCGACGCUGCCGCUCUUUGUGUCACGUGCGAUGAUGAUAUUCACUCCGCUAACCCACUCGCUCGCCGGCAUGAACGAGUUCCGGUUGAACCGUUCUUCGACUCCGCUGACUCCAUUGUUAAAUCAUCGCCGUUUAAUUUUUUAGUUGGUGGCUCCGCGGCCGGAUACCAUCACCACCAACAACAAGAGGAUGACAUGGACAGUGUUUCGUGGCUGUUACCGAAUCCUCCAAGCCUUAAUUCGAAACUAUUAGGGAUUGAAAAUCCUGAAAUGAAGUCUUCGGAUCUAUUUUUUCCUGUAAUGGAUCCAUUUCUUGACAUGGAUUUUCAUCAGAACCACCAUACCGCAGCUACUGACAGCGUCGUUCCAGUGCAAACUAAACCAUCUCCGAUGCCAAUUAUCAACAACGAAAUUUGUUAUGACGUUGAUUUCUGUAGAUCAAAGCUUUCUUCCCUCAACUAUCCAACUCAGUCUAUUAGCCAAAGUGUUUCUUCAUCAUCGGUUGAUGUAGGAGUUGUACCAGAUGGAAACUCUAUGUCCGAUAUAUCUUACCCUUUUGGCCAAAACAUAAAUAAUUCUGCCGGUCCCAACGUAUCUAUUUCGGCAACCGCAAGCCAAGCAAGUCAGGCGCCUGGGAUUGACCGUGAAGCGCGGGUGUUGAGGUAUAGAGAGAAAAGAAAGAACCGGAAAUUUGAAAAGACUAUACGUUACGCUUCCCGAAAAGCUUAUGCCGAAACGAGACCAAGAAUCAAAGGCCGGUUCGCGAAACGAACAGAAAUUGAAUCCGAUAUGAACCAUCUAUAUGGCUCUCCCUCCUCGGUUGGGUUUAUCAGUGAUUCACGAUACGGCGUCGUUCCCUCGUUUUGACUAAACGACGAAGGUGGGUUUGGUUUAGGGAGGUAAUCAAGUAAUUACUAUGAUAAUAAUCUUAUAAUUUGGCAAGUAUAAUUAUUACGAUUAUUAUUUUUUUUGUUUUUGCAACUAGAAAUAGAAUAAUCCUGAGGUGGUGUUAGUGUUAGUGUUAGUGUUCUGUUUUGGUUAAUUGUGGAUUAAAUUUAAGGAUGUCGGUUGGUGUAAAUUAGUGUCGUUUGCUUUUUAUGGAUUUUGAGGGGAUGAAUUACUCUCAAGAGACAGUCAAAAGAGCCCAUGUAGUUUUUUCUUUAAGGGCUUUUGUACUCUAUCCUUCUUUUAGUAUAAGAUUUUCUUUCUUCCUUUUCAAUA
Molecule: messenger RNA, 1550 nt
Organism: Jatropha curcas
Lineage: Eukaryota; Viridiplantae; Streptophyta; Magnoliopsida; Malpighiales; Euphorbiaceae
Gene: COL5
Product: CONSTANS-like 5
Biological process (GO): regulation of flower development; regulation of photoperiodism, flowering
Cellular component (GO): nucleus
Molecular function (GO): protein binding; DNA-binding transcription factor activity; zinc ion binding
Source: RefSeq, a predicted model, not a curated record